CUCCAUGUCCUUGGCCUCCGGCUGCCUCUUUGGGGGUGGGGCCCGCACCCUGGAGUUGGGCAUCCCUGGUGGGGGGACCUCUGUCCUUACCCCGGUCCCCUUCUCUGCAGCGACCUCCUUGGAGCAGAGCCUCCGGUCCCUGGGGACACCGAGGGACACCCAGGAGCUGCGGGACAGCCUGCACCUGGCGCAGCAGGAGACCAACCGCACCAUCGCCACCAGCACCAGUGUGGUGAAGCGGCUGGCGGAGCUGCUGCGGGGCUGCUCCCGGCAGGAGCGGCUUCAGCUGGAUCGCCUGAAAGCUCAGCUCUCGGACGCCAUUCAGCGCUACGGAGCGGUGCAGACGACAAUUGCGGAGAAGUCCCGAGCUCUGCUUCCCACGGCGCAGACGGGCCGGCAGCAGGUGGGUGCCGGGGACUCGCUGUGGCCGCACCAGGCGGGCUUGUCGGCUGCGGCUCUCGCUCAGCACUCGGAUGCCAGGCCUGGGCCUCCACCUGCAGCCCGGACAGCCCAUGGCACCGUCUUGUCUCCACAGAGCGACCUGCUGGAUGUGACCCAGAUCCUCAAGGACUUGGCGGCCGUGGUGUCGGAGCAAGGAGAGGCCGUCGAUAGUAUUGAAGCCAGCCUGGAGGCGGCAUCCUCGCACACUGAGGCCGCCAGCCAGCUCCUGGCUGAAGCCAGCCGGCACCACCUCCAGAGACACAAGAUGAAGUGCUACUUCCUGUCGGCUGGAGUCACUGCCAUGCUGGUGGUCAUCCUCGUCAUCGCCACCUCUGUCCCCAAGUGAUGCCACCUGUGGAAAUAAACGAGGACCCCGCUCUCUGGAGCCCCGUGGUGGGGAGCCACGUGCACACCGAGGAGCCACAGUGGCCGUGGGAGGCUCGCAGGAACACAGGUGGCACCGGGCAGGCAGCCAGGUGCUCGGCCA
This is a messenger RNA of Myotis brandtii (Brandt's bat), 928 nucleotides long. RefSeq names its product t-SNARE domain containing 1 (gene TSNARE1). The coding region runs from base 5 to 787 and encodes 260 amino acids. Gene Ontology annotation, molecular function: SNARE binding; SNAP receptor activity. Gene Ontology annotation, cellular component: SNARE complex; endomembrane system; membrane. Lineage: Eukaryota; Metazoa; Chordata; Mammalia; Chiroptera; Vespertilionidae. The record is from RefSeq and is a predicted model, not a curated record. The transcript has 8 exons. Gene Ontology annotation, biological process: vesicle fusion; vesicle-mediated transport; intracellular protein transport.